Messenger RNA from Volvox carteri f. nagariensis, 996 nucleotides. RefSeq lists its product as uncharacterized. NCBI's taxonomy places the organism in Eukaryota, Viridiplantae, Chlorophyta, Chlorophyceae, Chlamydomonadales, Volvocaceae. Bases 1 to 996 code for a protein of 331 amino acids. The record is from RefSeq and is a predicted model, not a curated record. The transcript is spliced from 7 exons.
AUGGCGCCCGAAGCUGAGGACGCUGGAGGAACGCUGGCCCCCGCCGCAACCGCGGCCCAACUCAAUGCUGCUGCUGCUGUGGGCGCCACUUUAUCAAAAGACGUCCAUCAAAUGGAGUGGAAUGGUCUCGUCAGUGAGAACAUGUUCCAUCUUUUUGUCAAUAGCACGGAGGAGCCCCUGGAGCUAUCCUGGGGCGACGACCUGCGGGACAACCCUCACAGCACCGUCGCACCCUAUGGGACCGCGUAUUUGGGGACGUACAAUUUCCACACGUGGCGGGUUCGGAGCAAGUCCCGAGGUAUCAUUGCCACUUACACAGCAUCCGGCAGGACCGGCGGCGCCGUCGCAGCGGCGGCGGUGCCGCCGGGCAGCGGCGGCACGCGCAAUGACAUCGCGGGGUCGACGUCAGCGGCCGCGGCGACGACUGCCGUGGUGGCGGGCGGCUGCCAGGUUUCGGAGCCGGGUUUCCGACAGCGGUCUUCCGUACUUGGGAUGCCGAUUUGGGCCUUUGACUGCGUUUCCGACGCGGCCGUGUCCCGUCUGGUCCACGUGGUUGGUGCCGUACUGUCUCACUCCCCCGCCCCCCUCCUGGAGCGGUUGGUGGCGGGGGGAGCCUCAUUUGCCGUAUUCGGCAAGGGGCAGGUUGUGACAGAUGUCCCCGCUCACCGCUUCAUGCGGUACAACUCGGGUCGUAAUCUGGACUCCUCCGCCCGGGGCCUGGGCGCCACCCCCAGUGUGCCGGUCACCAGCUGCGCGGAGGAGAACCUCACCAUGCAGGGGGACUGCUGGUAUCCUUGUCAGUCUAUUUUGAUCCAUGAGGUUGGUCACAUGGUUCACAACAUUGGGCUGACGCUGGUGGGGGAGAUGGGGGUGGAAGGAGUGCUGGAAGCGUACAGAGCGGCCAUGAAGGACUCAAAUUUCGCAGUUUCGGACUUUGGACGCCCUCCCGCAGUUCAUUUCCGACUUUCUUGCACCAUACCAUUUGCCCCCCAUUAA